UGAUGUCGCAGUACGUAUAGGUAGGCUCACUUCCUGUUUGAAGUUGCACGUUUUAACAAAGAAGUAGUGUGAUUGUACUUAAUAAAGCUUUUUUUUUAUAAAACGUAUAAUGGCGGAUGCUACAGCAGAAAAGGUUCAAGAAUACAAGGAUUCUCUUAAAACUAAGGCAGAACAGCUAUUAAUAACAGGAUUCCCAGAGAAGAUCGUAAAAUUAAAUGAAUUAUUGGAAACACCUGGUUUCCGUAAUCGCAAAUUGACAGAUGUUCAUCAAGACUUAAAUGUGCCCAUUCCAGACCCUAUAGUUCUUAAUCAUUCCGAAGAUGGACCUAUUACGAAAAAAAUUAAAAUGGACAAUAGUGUGGAUGAAACUAGCGGAACCAAAGUUAUGAUUCUUCCUAAUGGACCAGUACCAUGUAACAAACCUUUAUGUGAAUUAAUUCAUGUGGUAAAACCAUACAUCAGACAACUCUUGGAGGAUUCUAAUCUGUUGAAAAUGUGGAUUUCAUUUUUGAUUCCAAAAAUUGAAGACGGUAAUAAUUUUGGUGUAUCAAUUCAAGAGGAUACGCUUGCAGAAAUACAGUCUGUAGAGAGUGAGGCUGCUGCAUUCUUUGAUCAAAUCUCUAGGUAUUUUAUCUCUCGAGGAAAAAUUGUUAGUAAAGUUGCAAAAUAUCCACACAUUAUUGAUUAUAGAAGAGCGAUCCAAGAAUUAGAUGAAAAAGAAUAUGUGAGUUUGUGGCUUGUAAUGUGUGAAGUCCGCAAUCGCUACUGUUCAUUACAUGAUCUCGUCAUCAAAAACUUGGAAAAAAUCAAAAAACCACGCUCUUCCAAUGCGCAAUCUCUCUACUAAAUAUAUGAGUAUUCCCUGUAUAUGUGUACAGGAUGGUCGAAGUGCAAAAAUAAUCGCAUUAAAGGAGCGUGCCUAAAACUUCAUGAUAGGAGAGAAAAAAGCUCAACCAUUGCCAUCCGCGCUACCAUCUUAGAUAUUGACUCUAAUGCCUUGACAUUAGUCCAUCAUUCUUUCGACCAAUUAUAGUACUAUGGAAAAACCACAUAGUUGCCUCACACAUAUUACAUGGAGAAUAUGUUUUAGCUUAUUUAUAUGCAGAAAGGUUGAUGUAGCUGAGAUUAUUGUAUACAGUAAUAAGAAAGAGCAUCGAAACCUAAUAUCGUUCAAUACUUUCUUGACACUCAUGCUGAGUCAUAUGGUUCUAUAUUCAGAUCAUCAUUAGAGUGCUCCUAUACACUUAUCACUGAUGUUACACAUUCAGGAAUUUCAUUCGAUUUGCUUUUCUGAUUCAUUACAUCAAUUUUAUCGACGGAUUAAAUGGUAUAGUGAAUUUGUACUACUGGAUAGAAAAAUUAAAGCAUUUUCAUGAGGAAACAUUUUAAACACCAUCGUAUUGAAUUUAGAAUGAUCGAAGGUAUGAUCUAUAAUUUACAUUAAUAAAAAUAUCAAAAUAUGAAUCGAAGCAUAAUGUAAAAAAGAUAAAAUGAAUUUUCUUGUCAUUGGUGAUUCGUGUAUCAUUUAUAGCUGUAUAAAGUAGAAUAUGGAAUAAAUAUGUGCAACUUUAUGGUUAGUGUGUUAUACACUACUAUUAAUAAUUCAGUAUUUACACUUAUUAUCAUGAAUGCAACUUUUGCUUUAAUAUUUUUACAUUAUUUGAGGCGUAAUGAUGGAUGAUAUGGCAAGAUUAAAAAGAUUAACCCAAUGUCUCAAUAAAUGAUACAUGAAAUGUCAUAUAUCAUUGAUCUUCAAUGAGUUAAUUUAAACUUGUGAAUGUAUUAAAAGCGGCACAACCAGAUUAUUUAAAUAAAAUUUCUUCAGUAAAUAAUACAG
This is a messenger RNA of Vespula vulgaris, 1837 nucleotides long. It is a transcript of the gene REG, whose product is annotated as proteasome activator complex subunit 3. Gene Ontology annotation, cellular component: nucleoplasm; proteasome activator complex; cytoplasm. The coding region runs from base 110 to 847 and encodes 245 amino acids. The record is from RefSeq and is a predicted model, not a curated record. Gene Ontology annotation, molecular function: endopeptidase activator activity. NCBI's taxonomy places the organism in Eukaryota, Metazoa, Arthropoda, Insecta, Hymenoptera, Vespidae. Gene Ontology annotation, biological process: regulation of G1/S transition of mitotic cell cycle; positive regulation of endopeptidase activity; regulation of proteasomal protein catabolic process. The transcript has 5 exons.